ACUCGGUGACGCUUUAUUAAUACCUUUUAUAUUGAAUCGAGAUUCAUCAUACAAACUUCCAAAGUUUUAUUUCAUAUUUGUUAUUUCUCAUUAAACUAUAAUGAAGAAAAUAAUAUUAAUCUUUGUUUUUGUCUUCUGUGCUCUGAUGUGCAUUGAAGUAGAAUCUAAGCCAGUGGCGCGUUCGAUUGAGCGCUCAAAUGAAGUAGGCCAAAAUUAUAGAAUGUCUCAAUCGAAAAGUAUUGAAAGUAAUUUAGCCCAGGCAUUGUCGUCAAUAUCGAAAAUAAUACAACCGAGAAAUCUACCAGAAAAUGAUAAAAACGGUACCAACACCAAUAUUCAGCCAGUAUUUAAUGAAGAAAUUGCGUCAGUAUCGAAUAAUUUACUUACGAAUUUUUUUUAUCCACUCCUGUCAAGAUUUCAAUUUUCGCCACAAGAAUUUUUUCAGGAUAGUUUAGGCUUUUUGAAAGACACUAUUACCAAAUUAAGUUCGAUAUUUCCAGCUGACACAACACAAGCCAGACAAUUUACAAAUAUGAAUGGACUAGCGAAUUUUAUUGGGCUGGAUGAUAAUGGAUUUUAUACAGACAGACUCGAACCCGCGGGUCUUCUCGGCGGCAAUGGCUGGUUUGCCAAUAAGGGAGGAUUAUUAGGUGGUCCAGGUGCUAUUUUAUCUACCGGGCCCAUUCUAACGGACUAUCCUACGCCCUAUAAAAAAAAAUAACCAGUAAAUAUUGACCAUUAUUUCUAAUCAUACUACAAGCAUUAAGAGGGUGAUUUUUUUUAUUUA
Cotesia glomerata is the source of this 787-nucleotide messenger RNA. RefSeq lists its product as uncharacterized. The transcript has 2 exons. Bases 101 to 721 code for a protein of 206 amino acids. The record is from RefSeq and is a predicted model, not a curated record. Lineage: Eukaryota; Metazoa; Arthropoda; Insecta; Hymenoptera; Braconidae.